Molecule: messenger RNA, 945 nt
Organism: Entamoeba histolytica HM-1:IMSS
Lineage: Eukaryota; Evosea; Mastigamoebida; Endamoebidae
Product: proteasome regulatory subunit, putative
Exons: 1
Coding region: 1-945 (314 amino acids)
Biological process (GO): proteasome-mediated ubiquitin-dependent protein catabolic process
Cellular component (GO): proteasome complex; proteasome regulatory particle
Molecular function (GO): protein binding; metallopeptidase activity
Source: RefSeq, a predicted model, not a curated record
AUGACAGAGCCACUUCAAAGCAGUUAUAUAAAGAAAGUUAUUGUACAUCCAUUGGUAUUAUUGAGUAUUUCAGAUCAUCAAACAAGAGCUAGUAAAGAAGGAAAACGUGUUGUUGGAGUAUUAUUAGGAUUUAUAAGAAAAGGCAUUGUUGAUGUAAUGAAUUCGUUUGCUGUACCAUUUGAUGAAGAUGAAAAAGAUAAUAUUUGGUAUUUAGAUCAUCAAUACUUGGAAACAGUGUAUCGUAUGACACAAAGAGUAACAGCAAAAGAAGUAUUAGUUGGAUGGUAUUCUACUUCUUCAUCAAUAAAACCAUGUGAUAUUCAGAUACACUCUGUGAUCAAUAAAUACACUGCCCAUCCUGUUUAUCUUACAGUAGAUGUAUCGGCUACUGUAUCUCAUGAUCUUCCAGUUCAUUCAUAUGUUUCUGCAGAAUCAAUUGACUCAUCAGAAAAUAUUCUUCUUCAACCAGAACUUUCGUUAAGAUUUAUUCAUGUUCCAACAGACGUUGGAUCUGAUGAAUCAGAAGUUGGUGUAGAACGUUUAUUAAGAGACCUUCAAAAACCUACUGGAACUGUUUUAAAGCAUGAAGUUGAAUUAAAAAUGGAUUCAUUGAGAGCAUUAGAUGAUAAAAUUAAAUUAAUGAGAAAUUACUUAGAAUUAGUUGAGUCAGGAAAAAUUCCAGUCAACCAAAAGAUUAUUCAAAACAUUCAAGACAUUUUCAAUUUAUCACCAAAUAUUGAAAAAUAUACACAACAAUUUGCAGUCAACACAAAUGAUGUAAUGGUAACUAUUUAUCUCUCACAAUUAGUUAAAUCAGUUCUUGCUGUUCAUGACUUAAUCAGAAAUAAGAAUGAUUAUGAAAUUAAAUUAAAACAACUUCAUGAUAAUAAUAAUAAAGAACCAAUUAAAGAUGAUUCCCAACAACAACCAGUUGUUCAAAAAUAA